This is a messenger RNA of Phalacrocorax carbo (great cormorant), 4291 nucleotides long. Lineage: Eukaryota; Metazoa; Chordata; Aves; Suliformes; Phalacrocoracidae. The record is from RefSeq and is a predicted model, not a curated record.
CCGCGCCCGGUAAGGGGAGCCCUGCGGGGAUGGGGGGCAGCAACCGGGCAGGGAGUGGCCACGGGCAAACCGGGCUCCGGGCCGGUGCUGACUCUCGGGCCCUGGAGGGGCCUGCGGUGCUGGUACGGCCUUCGCGUGGUCGGGUGGUGGUUCUCGGCCUGAGAUUCACCUUUCCUGGUGUAUUGCGAGUAUGGGAUGGUACGUGUACUUUCAGAGAAGGGGAGCAGCAAAGGAAAAGACUACUGUAUCCUCUUUAACUCUCAGUGGGCCCAUUUGCCACAUGAUCUGGGUAAAGCUUCACUCUUACAACUGCAGGAUCAGACAGCAUCUGUUUUGUGUUCUCCUUCUGAUGUACCCGAUGGGGGAUUUAAUAAUCAAAUCCCCAUGGUGAUGCGAGGGAAUUGCACCUUCUAUGAGAAAGUGAGGCUUGCUCAGAUAAAUGGAGCUCGUGGGCUGCUCAUUGUUAGCAGAGAGAGAUUGGUUCCUCCUGGGGGUAACAGGAGUCAAUAUGAAGAAAUUGAUAUUCCUGUGGCUCUGCUCAGUUAUGCUGAUAUGUUGGAUAUUGGCAAGAGUUUCGGCAGCUCAGUGAAGGGGGUGAUGUAUGCACCAAAUGAGCCUGUGCUAGACUAUAACAUGGUGAUUAUAUUUAUCAUGGCUGUGGGGACCGUUGCAAUUGGAGGCUACUGGGCAGGAAGCAGAGAUGUGAAAAAGCGGUACAUGAAGCACAAACGUGAUGACGGGGCAGAGAAACAUGAUGAAACAGUUGAUGUGACUCCAAUAAUGAUCUGUGUAUUUGUAGUCAUGUGCUGCUUGAUGUUGGUCCUCCUUUAUUUCUUCUAUGACCACUUAGUCUACGUUAUCAUAGGAAUAUUCUGCCUGGCUGCCUCAAUUGGUCUUUACAGUUGUCUGUCUCCCUUUGUAAGAAGAUUCCCCUUGGGAAAGUGUAGAAUCCCAGACAACAACUUGCCUUAUUUUCACAAGCGUCCACAGGUCCAGAUGUUGCUAUUGGUGGUGUUUUGUAUCUCUGUCAGCAUAGUCUGGGGAGUCUUCAGAAAUGAAGAUCAGUGGGCCUGGGUUCUGCAAGAUGCUUUAGGAAUCGCUUUCUGUCUUUACAUGUUGAAAACAAUUCGCCUGCCCACAUUUAAGGGUUGCACCUUGCUCCUCCUGGUUCUUUUUGUGUAUGAUGUAUUCUUUGUAUUUAUCACGCCUUUUCUAACAAAGACUGGGGAGAGUAUAAUGGUGGAGGUGGCUGCAGGCCCAUCUGAUUCUGCAACUCAUGAAAAGCUCCCAAUGGUCCUGAAGGUUCCACGACUGAACUCCUCACCAUUGGCUCUGUGUGACAGGCCUUUUUCUCUCCUAGGAUUUGGAGACAUUUUAGUUCCAGGCUUACUGGUAGCCUAUUGCCAUAGAUUUGAUAUUCAGGUGCAGUCAUCCAGAGUCUAUUUUGUAGCCUGCACAAUAGCAUAUGGCAUAGGCCUUCUUGUGACCUUUGUGGCCUUGGCACUGAUGCAGAUGGGCCAGCCUGCUCUCCUCUACUUGGUGCCCUGCACUCUUCUCACAAGCUUUGCUGUGGCUCUUUGGCGAAAGGAGCUUGCAAUGUUCUGGACGGGCAGCGGCUUUGCGAAAGACCUACCUCAGCCUCCCUUGGUGAUAGCUCCUGUCAACUGCCCUGAGCUUCCCAAAGAUAGCAAUGUACCAGCCUCUCAACAAGACCCAGAGCAAAUGACGAGUCCUACCCUCCACGUGAAGGAGCUGCAUGGCCCCACUUCAGCUGCCAAGGAGCUGGCUGAUACCGACACAAAGACAGACCAGUCAGAAAUUUCUCUUGCACAGAGUGAGGAACCAGCUGGUCAGAAUAAGGACAACCUUGAAAGCAAAUGCCUAAAUGCAGAGCAAAAACAGCUGGAAUAAACGAUGCGAUAAGAACUCCUUAUUUUCCCUCACAAACAUCCAUAUAAAACCAGUGUGUAUUUAGGACUGGUUUAGUAGCAUUUGCAUUCAUUGAGGAACCUCACUGGGAGUCUGAUCAUCAAAUCCAACAACAAAUGUUCUGCCUCCAGCUUCGGUACAGCUAUACACUUCAAACAUCUUUCUGAAAUAUGGUGCUCUACAAGGGUUCUGAUGUAUGGAUUUCAAUGAUCAUUUUAUUAGUGAAUGCCUCUGACCAUUCCAUCUUCAUUAUACCGGGGUAGUAUUAAGAGUCUUUAUUUACACAGUACUCUGUGCUUGUGUGGCUGUUUUGCUGCUUUAGCAUAGUGUAGGUUAACAUGGAGAAAAAGCAUCGAACCAGUCUGCUACAAUGCUUAGUUGAGAGAAACAUGAUAGCUUUUUAGCACUUUCUCUAUUGUUACCUUUUACUUUACUUUUCCCUGCUUGUCAAAGCCAUUGAUGCAAGGGAAUGCUUUAGUAUAAACUGACAUUCAGGAAAUGCAGAGAAUGGUUAAAUUACCAGCCUCUGAAAGGAUUUAUACUACCACGGUGCAUUAAAUGCAUCUCUUAAUUUUUUUGUCUUUGUUUUUACUUCCAGGUACCUGGGUUGGAUACUAGUCUAGUUUAAAAGGCAGGAUGAAUGGAGCUGCAGGAAACUUUCUAAGCACUCGUAUGAACUCUAGGGGCUGUCUCUGAAAAUAAACAGUGUUUGUCACAGAACACUAUCUGGAAGCAAAAGCAUAUUAAAAAUGUUUAAUGUUUUAGAAUAAAAUACAAGCCAAAUAGGUAAGGAAAUAGGUAGUAGCACUAUUCUAAGCUUGAUAGACAGUAUUUUCAUUGGGAAAAUGUGAAAGGAAAGGAGUAAAAGUUCAUAUGUUUGGGGUUUUGAGCUUCUGCUUGUUAUUUGUUUAAGGAAUAUAAUCACGCUUUCUAAUUCUAAAGAAAAUAAUCUGGUGUUUUCAUUCCCAAGGGAGUGCAUAUGGUGCUAUAGUCAGAUGUGAUUUAAAGCUACUUGCUCAAUAACUAAUCAGCUGCCUCAGUCAUGUUUUGUCUUUGUCCCAAGAGUACCCAAAGCUUGGCCUGUCAAGUUCUGGAAUGAGGCUGUGAUCUAGCACAUUAUUUUCCACCCCUUUCUACAUGACAUUGUGAAGGACUACAUUUGUGAAUUUAAAACUUCUUGGGGUGCAUCUGGUCUUACUUUAUGUCCUUGAAAUUGUGUGUUUUCCCUGUAUUACAUGACUGAAUCUUUUUUGUGUCAACUUUAGGACACAUAGAGGGAUGAUGUGAUUUGCAUAUUAUUUAUUCCAUCUAAGAACAUUUGGCUUUAUCAAAGGUGUCUGUUCUACACUUAAAUUGCAAUCCCGGGAAGCCUCAAAGGCUUCACAUUGAGACUGAAAUAGAAAAUGGAAGUGUUCUAGGAUCCUAGAAUAUGAUUCCAGAUUGCCUGGAAGAAAUACUCUUCGGGGUGUUUGAGAGCCCAAGACUUAGUUUACAAAAGUAUCAUCAUAGUAACACAAUCAGACAUAGUGACAUAGUGACACAAUGCUUUUAAAUUAAGUCUACAGCUGGCAUGCUGAGUUGGAUUCUGAAGGGCUCUCUGUUAUUGUCUGUUAAAUUUCAGCCAUUGUCUUUUUGGCAAUGUCUUCCAAAAGUUUGCCCUGUGCUUUUUGAAUGAUAACUUCUGUUCUUAUCUGUUUCACAUUGGGUGGCUAGUGUUCUUCCUCCAGAAUGUGAAAGGCUUUCUGUAAAACCACACUAUGGCUUCAGAGUUUUACCGGCUUCUGCUUAAAGCCUCAAGCCCUGUCUGAUAAGUUGAUUUAAUGGUGAGUUUCUUGAAAGGCUUCCUGAAUCCAAAGGCCUGCAUUUAAUUUACAAAUCACCCCAAUGGAAGAUAGUAGUGCUAGAGAGAUCUCUUUUUCAGUCUCCUCUUUAAUGGACUGUGUUACUUUUGCCAGCAGUAAUCCAAACCAAUUAUUGCUAAUAAAAGGCAACAGAGACAUUUUACUGAAAAAUUUAGCCAGCUGGAUUAUGCCUUAAUUUAAGCCAUUGUAUAAGUAUGUAUAUUAAAUUAAGAAAACAAUCUCGUGUUUAAAUAACAAACUUGACAAAUAGGAAGAAAACAAGUUUGGAGACUGACUCAGAGUUCUGUGGUUUUUUGCCUUGAUUGUCUUUCAGUCAUAAUGUUAUUUGGAAUAGCUUUUUUAUAUACUUAAAAGCCAGUACCUUUCUGAUGAUGAAGCAUUAAGUUUUAUCACCUACUUGAAAGUGUAUUUUUAACAUUUGUCCUCAUAUGUUGUGGGUUAGGAAACAGUUUAUUUCUCAAAAUGUUUAUAACUCAAUUAAAAUGGAAGAAUUCCUAACA